CAAGCUUCCCGAGUCAACCCGGGGAUGAUGUGGACCUGGGCACUGUGGAUGCUCCCUUUACUCUGCAGAUGCAGCCUGGCAGCUCUGCCAGCUAAACCUGAGAACAUUUCUUGUGUCUACUACUAUAUGAAAAAUUUAACUUGCACAUGGAGUCCAGAGAGAGAAAUCAAACACACCAACUACACAGUUACGAGAAUGUACACAUAUGCAAAGAAAAAGGAGACUUGCAGGACCAACAGUUCUGCAAGUGAAAAUCAGCCUUCGUGUUCUUUCUUUCCUCCAAACGUGACAAAUACAGAUUAUUUCACUGUUGAAGUGGAAGCAGAAAAUGCAGAAGGUAUAGUGAAAUCUUAUGUGACAGAGUGGCACACGGACUCCAUAGUGAAAACUGAACCACCUGAGAUUUUGAGUGUGAAACCUGUUUUGGGCGUCAAACGAAUGGUUCAAGUAAAAUGGAAAGCACCUGCGCUGGCUCCUGAGCCACCCAAUUUCUCAUACAGACUUCGAUUCUGGACCGUCAAUAGUACAAGUCGGAAGAGACUGCAAUUCCCCAGCAACGACUAUGCCUACAACCUCACACGUCUGCAGGCGUCUACGGAGUAUGUCGUGAAUCUGCAGUGUGCGGUUGGAGGGUCAAAGUUCUGGAGUGACUUGAGCCGAGAAGUAAGGGGAGUAACGGAGGCGGAAGCUCCAUACGGCCUGGAACUGUGGCGGGUCCUGAGACCAGCUGAGGUGGAUGGAAAAAGGCCAGUGCGGCUGCUGUGGAAGAAAGCAAGAGGAGCCCCAGUGCUGGAGGAAACACUUUUCUACAACAUACAGUACUCUCCGGAAAACAAUCCUAACCUCACAGAGACAGAGAACACCACGGACCAGCAGCUCGAACUGCGUCUGGGCGGCGAGACCUAUCGGGUGGCUGUGAUGUCUUACAAUUCUCUUGGGCAUUCUCCAGAGGCCAAGCUGAGGAUCCCAGCUAUCCAUGAAAAGCCAUUUCGGUGCAUCGAGGGCAUGCAGGCCAGGCUGGCUCAGGGCCUGCUGGUGGUGGAGUGGCAGAGCUGUGACCUGGAGGUGGAUGCCUGGAUGGUUGAGUGGGUCCCAGAUUUGGACUCAGAGCGUUCCACCUUGUCCUGGGAAUCUGUGUCUGGGGCCCAGAAGUGGACAAUCCAGCAAGAUAAAUUAAAGCCUUUGUGGUGCUAUAACAUCUCUGUGUAUCCAGUGUUGCAAGAUGAAGUGGGCGAGCCAUAUUCCAUCCAGGCUUAUGCCAAAGAAGGCAUUCCAUCGAAAGGACCCAUGACCAGGGUGGAGAACAUUGGUCUGAAGACAGCCAGAAUCACGUGGAAAGAAAUUCCCAAGAGUGAGAGAAACGGUUUCAUCAACAACUACACCAUAUUUUACCAAGCUGAAGAUGGAAGAGAAUUCUCCAAGACCGUCAACUCCAGCAUUCUGCAGUAUGACUUGGAGUCCCUGACACGGAAGACUUCCUAUGCUGUUUGGGUCAUGGCCAGUACCAGUGCUGGGGGAUACAAUGGGACCACACUAAACUUCAAGACGUUGUCAGUCAAUGUCCUUGAGAUCAUCCUUAUAACGUCUCUGGUUGGAGGAGGCCUCCUCCUUCUCUUCAUCUUGACUGUGGCCUACGGCCUCAAGAAGCCCAACAAACUGACUCACUUGUGUUGGCCCGAUGUUCCCAACCCUGCUGAAAGUAGUUUAGCUACGUGGCAUGGACAUUUCAAGGGUGAGCGAAAUCUGAAGGAGUUGGAUGACUCUGUGAACACAGAAGACAGGAUCCUAAAAUCACGUUCUGCCCCCCGCGACCUGAUCGACAAAUUGGUGGUGAACUUUGAGAAUUUUCUGGAAGAUGUUUCCACAGGGGAAGCCGGAAAGGGUUGGGAAAGCAUUUGGGCAGGGGAAAAGAACGAGUAUGUGACCUCCCCCUCCAGACGUGACUGCCUCCCAGGGAGGAGUGUCGAGGGGGCCCUGCCUUCGACUGAGCCUCUUCCCACAACGCCGGGAGGGGGCUGCUCCGAGGCCCCAGGGCAGCCUCUCCCCUCCGGCCCCGGUCUCCGGGAGGGCGACACGCCGACUCUGUAUUUGAAAAAUUCAGUGACAACCAGGGAAUUUCUCGUGUCUGAAGCCCUUCCAGACCGCACCGAGAGACAAGCUUAAAUGCCACGUGGCGGGAGGCCUUGGAGGCCCAGCGUGGGUGCCCCUGGCCCAGACGGGACACAGGCCCCAGGCAGGAAGCAA
Molecule: messenger RNA, 2244 nt
Organism: Lepus europaeus (European hare)
Lineage: Eukaryota; Metazoa; Chordata; Mammalia; Lagomorpha; Leporidae
Gene: IL31RA
Product: interleukin 31 receptor A
Exons: 14
Coding region: 25-2163 (712 amino acids)
Biological process (GO): cytokine-mediated signaling pathway
Cellular component (GO): external side of plasma membrane; signaling receptor complex
Molecular function (GO): cytokine receptor activity; cytokine binding
Source: RefSeq, a predicted model, not a curated record